GGUUUUUAUUUUCUAACUGUCUUUCCCUACUUCUUUUCCCUUCCCUUCUCGGCUGGCGGCCUUUUGCCAAGCCCAUUCUGCCAUUCAAUCAUUUGAUCCUGUCGUCCAUCUGCUCGUUUGUCUCCCUUGCACCGACACCAGUUAUUAGUUGCAUAUUCUGUCACCAACCUACCAAGCUGUCAUUGGUGGCCGGUGUGAUAGUGUGGCUCAUUCGGCAAAAAUGGCACACACACGUCGGUCGCACAUUGCAACUUGCACUCGGCGCUGCCUAUUCUCUCCCCUUUCACCCAUCGCCGCGGCCCAUCUCCUGCGCGUACCGGCUGUUUCCUCUUUGUUGUUGCUGUUGUUGUUCCUCUUAAUUCCGUACUACGCCCUCGAAGCGCCAGUUGCAAUACCCCUCCACCUGUCAAUCGCCAUGGCCCCUUUGUCGGGAUGGUUCAUCGAGGUCGCAUUGAAUCUCCCCAACCGAGAAAUGGACCCGGCUGGACUUCUAUUCUUAGCAUCCACCCACUAACUUACAUAGUAGCAUCGCACCGUACGGAGUACGCCCGCCGCAGUCCAUGCGUCCUGCACAGUUCAUUCAGCUGCUGGUGCGCCAUCGCACAUCGCGACACCAUGUUCCAAUCAUCAGUCAGAGAGGCCACAGGCAAAGGAUUCGGGAUUUGGUGGGAAUAUCUACCUCCACUGGCGAGCAUCGUUUCCUCCAACGCCCUCUCAAACCCCAGAUUCUCUACAUACCUAGUACAUUGGCCUGUCACUGCCACACUUUAUCCGCUACUUUCUACUUUCAUUCGGCCGAGUGACAUGAUCCCGAACCACGUAAGCUCGGGGCCGGGCCGUACCUUGAUACGUCGGUGCACAUCACCAAGUCCAAAGUCAAUGGAGGUACAUAUUCAGGCAAAUCAAAAGAAAAGCCGCAAAGGAUAUUACACGAUAAAAAUAAAAUAACAGACAACAAAAUCCA
This is a messenger RNA of Ilyonectria robusta, 964 nucleotides long. RefSeq lists its product as uncharacterized. The transcript has a single exon. Lineage: Eukaryota; Fungi; Ascomycota; Sordariomycetes; Hypocreales; Nectriaceae. The annotation marks the transcript as partial. The record is from RefSeq and is a predicted model, not a curated record.